AUGGAUAAUUCAGCAUUUGAAAUGCAUGAAAACGUCCUCCCCUCUUCCCCGUCCAGGGGGAAGAUGAACACUUCUUCUGGGCUGGAAAAGAAGAGCCAGUGGUCUUUAAUGAGAAUCUUCCUGGUUUGUCUCCUGGCCUGCAUUAUUACCACAUUCAUAGGUGUGCUGAUACUCUCCUUGGUUUAUGUUUCCACCUUCCGGCCGCAUGCAGAUAUUUACUUCCAGCCAAAAGCACCAGAGACUACCACUGACCCAAAGGGUGAAAAUCCUGUUGACUUUAAAUUCCAAUUUCUCAAUCAUUUGCAUAAAUCCAAGGUAUUUGAGUACCCGGGUGGUGCUAUCCAAUGGGCACGAUACCGGAAUAAUCUCAAGGACUAUCUCAGUAUUGAAGAAGAGGCCUUUGGCACCAGCCUGAACAGGCAGCAGUCACACAUGACUUUUGGAACCUUGAGAAUAAAAAGUAAUGGCCUCCGUGCCCCACAUUGGCACUUCAAUGCCAAUGAACAUGGCUACCUUGCACAGGGGACUGCCUGGAUUGGUGUAGUUGAUGAUGGAGGCAGUGUGGUCACCACAUACAAUGUUACUGCUGGUCAGGUGAUCUUCUUUCCUAAAAAUAUCCUGCACUGGAUAAAGAAUGUGGGGACUGAGGACUGCCUUUUCUUGCUCUUCUUCACAACUCAUGAUGAGCUUCAGACCCUGGAUGUGGAUGAUGUGUUUUUCUCUACACCAGAGGACAUUGCAUCCAGGUCCCUCAAGCCUGAAGGCGGAGUUAAUUUCAUUAGAACGUUCCAGAAACAAGAAGAGGAUCAGGCUGUCAAUCUCCCUCCCAAUUUGGCUGAGCUGGUUAUGAACGCCAGCUACAUACAGUCUCCAGACAGCUUGGUGUGGCGAUACUUUUAUGAUCUUAAAGGUUCAAAAGAAUUUCGAUUUCCGGGAGGAAUAAUCCAAUGGGCUCGGUAUCGAAAAAAUGGAAGUGAACUAAGUGACAACGAGAAAAUUUUCAGUGAAUCCUUGAAUCAGCAUGAACAUUCCCUUACUCUGGGAACUCUCAGAAUUUACACCAAUGGCUUAAGACAGCCUCAUUUUCAUUUUAAUGCUAAUGAAAUGGGAUAUGUCAUCAGUGGAUGUGGAAAGGUGGGAAUUAUUAGUACCCAAGGUACUACUGAUUUUAACAUUGGUAUUGGAGAUGUAGUAUUUUUCCCUAUUGGAACCCAGCAUUACAUCAAGAGCACGUGUGAUGAGGAUCUGCUUUUCAUUCUGGCCUUCACCACUGGAAACCAGCUACAAACCCUGGACCUGGAUGACUAUAUCCAUGCAACAGCUGAUCACAUUCUGGCCCAGCUUUUCUUCAAGAAGCAGAGUGAGUUUAAGAAGAUCCCAACAUUCACUGAGGAUCAAGGCAUCAAUUUGCCUUAG
Trichosurus vulpecula (common brushtail) is the source of this 1416-nucleotide messenger RNA. RefSeq lists its product as uncharacterized. Gene Ontology annotation, biological process: activation of protein kinase B activity. The record is from RefSeq and is a predicted model, not a curated record. Lineage: Eukaryota; Metazoa; Chordata; Mammalia; Diprotodontia; Phalangeridae. The transcript has 9 exons. Gene Ontology annotation, cellular component: plasma membrane; Golgi apparatus. The coding region runs from base 1 to 1416 and encodes 471 amino acids.